Lachancea thermotolerans CBS 6340 is the source of this 645-nucleotide messenger RNA. RefSeq names its product carbonate dehydratase NCE103 (gene NCE103). Lineage: Eukaryota; Fungi; Ascomycota; Saccharomycetes; Saccharomycetales; Saccharomycetaceae. The record is from RefSeq and is a predicted model, not a curated record. The transcript has a single exon. Gene Ontology annotation, cellular component: cytoplasm. Gene Ontology annotation, molecular function: zinc ion binding; carbonate dehydratase activity. Gene Ontology annotation, biological process: cellular response to oxidative stress; carbon utilization; cellular response to carbon dioxide. The coding region runs from base 1 to 645 and encodes 214 amino acids.
AUGUCACCAGCUGCUACCAACAUCUUCACACUCACACACAACUCGGAGCUGCCGGACCUUCUGGAGGCCAACAACACAUGGUCUGAGAAGAUGACCGAGGCGCACCCCACGCUGUUCAGAGACUUCAACGCUCACGGCCAGGCGCCUCACACACUGUUCAUCGGAUGCUCGGACUCGCGUUACAACGAGCAGUGCCUGGGGGUGAUCCCCGGCGAGAUUUUCACGUGGAAAACGAUCGCCAACGUGGUAAGCGACAAGGACCUCACGUGCCGCGCCACGCUCGAGUUCGCCAUCAACGUGCUCAAGGUCAAUAAGGUCGUAUUAUGCGGCCACACCGACUGCGGCGGCAUCAACACGUGCCUGGCGCUCAAGCGCGAGGCCCUAAACGACGGCGAGUGCUCGCACCUGUACCAGUACCUGCAGGACGUCGAUGACCUGUACCACGAGCACAAGGAGGAGGUCAAGGCCGCCACCAGCGACGUGGCGCAGCAGAGCCGCAUGCUGUCCAGGCUGAACGUGGCCAAGCAGUACCAGCGCCUGCUGGAGAUCGACACCGUACAGAAGGCGCUGGCCCGCGGGGACAUCGCUGUGUACGGCCUGCUGUACGACGUCGCGACUGGUCGCGUGGAGAAAGUCAGCAGCUAA